Messenger RNA from Eupeodes corollae, 1695 nucleotides. RefSeq lists its product as uncharacterized. NCBI's taxonomy places the organism in Eukaryota, Metazoa, Arthropoda, Insecta, Diptera, Syrphidae. The transcript has 2 exons. The record is from RefSeq and is a predicted model, not a curated record. The coding region runs from base 1 to 1695 and encodes 564 amino acids.
AUGUUAUACAUAAUAGUUUUUGGUUUGUUGGCUUUAGCCACAUCACAUUCAAUAGUUCAGUCUUCUGAUUUUAAUCGAAAGUUAGUGAAAUUCAUUAAAAAUGUCCAAAGUGAUAGAAAAUCUGAAACUCUUCUUAUUCUAAUGGAAAGCUCAGAUCAUAACGCGAUAAAUGAGAAUUUCAUCAAGGAACUACUAAAACCCAACUUUACAGUUCCAUUGGUCAUAUCGAGUGGCAUCGAUUCGUUUUCAUUGAACAGAAAGUUCACCGGGAACUUUCUAGCAGUCGUUCAACUUGAUUCUGGGGCAAAACUAUUGCAAGAAAUAUUGGUUUACCUUCAAAAGAGGCGUUCUUCUAGAAUUAUUUUGAUUUCAAGAACCGAUUCCUUUGACGAAGAUCUAUUGAAGGAAAUCUUUCAAUUCUGUUUUCAAAAUGACAUGAUAAAUGUGAUUGUGGUUUUUCGGGAUUUUUCAACUUCUUCAAUCUUCUACCGAUUUACUAAUUUUCCUGAAUUUAAAAUCGAGGAAAUUGUAUGGACAGAUGAUGACGAAGACAUGAGAGAUUCAUUCUUUCCAGAACGUAUGCGAGAUCUUAAAAGUUCUAUUCUGCCAGUGUUGUUAGCAGGACCUGAACCAUGUUUGAUAGUUUCUCAAAACGAACAAGGACAAACAAAAAUAGGCGGUUACUUUGGCCAUGUUUUCAAUGCUUUUGCUAAAAAACACAACGCUAUAUUAAAUACCAGCUUAAUAAACUUAAAACUUUCGUCAAACCAAAUUAUUGAUUUAGUAGUCAAUAAGACCAUUGAAAUAUCAGCCUCAGCAACAUUUCCAAAUAUUAUUAAGCCAAUGGAUUUCUUCACAUAUCCUUGCGACUAUAUUGAUUGGUGUGUUAUGAUUCCGAUCGAAGCGAGUAUUCCGGUCUAUAAAAUUUUUACAUUUGUGUGGAAGUGGAAAGCUCUAUGCAUCACUCUCAUCGAAGUUCUAGUUCUGUCAGUUAUGCUUCACGUAGCUGCCCAUCUAUCAGAGAAAAAAUCAUCUUUACUGAACAGCCUAUUCAACGACAGCUUACGUGGACUACUUGGACAAUCGUUUAUUGAAAGAAAAAACACUUCAUACACGACAAAGAUUCUAUAUUCGGUGAUUUUCAUAUCCGGAAUUAUGUUCGUAACCUCGUACGAUGCCUUUCUUCAGACCUUUAUGACAAGUCAGCCGACAAAAAAUAAACUUGAAACCUUUGAUGAUCUCUUGGCUUCGAAUUUAAAAGUCCUCGGUCUUAAAAUUGAAAUUGAGUUGCUUUUCGAACAUAACCCAAUUUUCAAAACCAAAUAUUUCAACAUGUUCGUUUUGGAAAGUGACUUAAGUACUUUUGUUAAAAUUCGAGACACUUUCAACACAAGCUUUGCCUAUGCGGUCAAUAAUGUGAAAUGGAAAAUUUAUCAAAAUCAGCAAAAGCUUUUCACUAAACCAUUGUUUCGUUUGCCGAAGCAAAUGUGUCUUAUGACGAAUUUUCAAUGGGCGUUUCCCAUUAACGAAAACUCAAUCUAUAAAGAGAUUUUGAAUGCAUUUCUUUUGGAAACACAAUUAUCUGGAUUGUUAGAGUUCUGGAAGCAGAGGAGUUUUUAUGAAUUGAAAGAAAUCGAAGACUACGAUCUCUCGGCAAUUGUAUUGGAAGACCUUCAAAAGAAUGUUGUACGAUAG